AUGGUAGUAAUGGGGAUGGGCUUUAUCUUUGUUUAUAUUGUAUUUUCUAUUUGCAAUAUAAAUACUCAAGAAUCUACUACGGAUUACCCGACAACAUCAAACUAUGAAUUGGAGUUAAAAAAUAAUUGUGUAUUCAAAGAUUUAGAUACAAACACAUCUAAACUCAAUAAUGUUACUGUUGCAGCACCUGAAGGGCCUCAAAAUUUAACCGUUUUGGACAUUACUCCUAACAGUCUAUAUUUACAAUGGUGUAAUCCUUACAAAAAGAAUGGUAUUAUUGAAGGAUAUAGGUUAUACUAUGUAUUUCAUAACUGUACCAAUUACAUGGAGGAUCAAAUACCCUUUGCUGAGCCAUAUAUUCGAUAUAAUCUUACUAAACUAGAACCACUGACUGAAUACCAGAUUUAUGUGAGAGCUUUUACAAAGAAAUUUGAAGGCAGCCGUUCUAAAGUCUUAAUAACUACUACAGAUAUUGGUGGACCAAGUGCUCCAAAAAUUCUUAAGCUAGCUUGCCAAGCAAAUGAAACUCUCUUCGUACACUGGGAAAGACCUUCAAGCUAUUACUAUUCCAUAGAUUUUUAUUACGUGUUCAUAAAUUUGGGAACUGCUAUCUAUGACAAACUAAAAAUGCCUACCAAAACUGAUCAUUUGGAUACUGCAAUUACUCAUAAAGUGCCUGCAAACGCUCUCUACAGUGUUCAGAUCCAAGCUCUCACCAGAAGCAACUUAACAAAAAGACUAAUCAGGGGAGAAAUGUCUAUUCCACAUACUAUUGAAAUAACUAAGAACUGUGAUAAAGUUGCAGAUUAUUUAGCAGAUGCUACAAGUGAACUGGGAUAUGGUAUUCUUGCAGGAGUUCUUUGUGCAUCUUCAGCACUUAUAGUAGCUGGAUUAGCAUUUUUGAUUUAUAGAAAAUGUUUUCGUGCGCCAUAUUACUACUUAGAUAAUGUACAACGAACUGCUGCAUCACUUGAUUGGAAUGCCAUCCCUGAACCUGUAAACGAUUCUCCUGGUCGGCCUAUCCCGGUUACUCUCUUUGCUCGACAUGUACAAGAACUUCAUGCCGACGGUGACAUCGGAUUCAGCAAAGAAUACGACACUAUUCAAAACGAAACUAAUAACGAUGAUAACCCAUCUGAACAAUCUCAACAUCCAGAUAACAAACCAAAAAAUAGAUAUCUUAACAUCAUUGCAUACGAUCACUCCCGUGUUAAUUUGCUGACAAUUAAAGGAGAAAAAGUUUCCACUUACAUUAAUGCCAACUACAUUGACGGUUUUCUAGUUGCCAGAGCUUACAUCGGAACUCAAGGUCCGUUGCCGUCAACAUUUGACUGCUUUUGGAGAAUGGUAUGGGAACAGAGAGUUACCAUAAUUGUGAUGAUUACCAACUUAGUUGAAAGAGGAAGAAGAAAGUGUGAUAUGUACUGGCCAAAGGAAGGUACUGAAACCUAUGGAAUAAUUCAAGUAAAAUUGGUUAAGGAAGAUAUUAUGGCUACAUACACUGUUAGAACUCUUGCAAUUCGCCACAUGAAAGUAAAUUUCAAGAAUAAGAAGAGGGAUAUUUCAGCUGAAAAAACCGUCUACCAAUAUCAUUACACUAACUGGCCAGAUCAUGGAACUCCCGACCACCCAUUGCCGGUUAUUAAUUUUGUUAAGAACUCUUCUUCGGCUAAUCCACCUGAUAGCGGACCCAUUAUUGUACAUUGCAGUGCUGGAGUUGGUCGAACCGGAACUUACAUAGUGCUAGACGCUAUGCUUCGACAAAUUAGAACCAGAGGCGAAGUAAAUAUCUACGGAUUCUUAAAGCAUAUUCGGGCACAGCGAAAUUUCCUAGUUCAAACAGAAGAACAGUACAUUUUUAUCCAUGACGCACUUGUAGAAGCCAUUGAAUGCGGUGAAACCAACAUAUGCAGGGAAAACUUUCCUAGAUACGUAUCCGCCCUACAGAACGUAAAUUGUGAAGAGAAAGAUGAGUUAUGGAAACCUCUUGAUGCUCAGUUCAAGCUAGUUACCAGCUUCGUUCCUAAAGACUUUCACCUUGUCUCUGCCAACAAACCGGUGAAUCAACCAAAGAAUAGAUGCGCAAUAAUUGUUCCAGUAGAAAGUUCUCGAGUUCAUUUGACUCCAAAGCCUGGUGAAGAUGGAUCUGAUUAUAUCAAUGCCAGCUGGUUGCAAGGUUUUCACAACCUUCGUGAAUUCAUCAUUACUCAGCAUCCAUUCAAGCACACCGUAUACGAUUUUUGGCAAAUGGUUUGGGAUCAUAACGCACAUUUGAUAGUCUUCAUAAGCUUCAUCGAUAACUCUGAAUAUGAAGCUUUCUGGCCCGUUGGAAAUGAAGUCAUUGAAACUGAUACAUAUAUUUGCCAACUAACACACGAACACAGCACCUCUAACUAUUAUAUUCGAGAAUUUUUGAUGAAAUCUGUUCAGGACGAUUAUGAAAUACCUAUUAAAAUGCUCCAUUGCGUGAAUUGGCCUCAUCAGGUACCUAAGAUCAGUGAGAUGUAUCAUUUACCUACAUUUGUAUUAGAAAUGCAGAGAGUUCAAAAUGGACCAAUCGUUGUUGUCGACCGGUUUGGGGGUACUGAAGCUGCAACUUUCUGUGCAUUGACAACAUUGAAAAAACAUCUUAUUUACGACAAUAAGAUUGAUGUUUACAUGUAUGCCAAACUAUAUCACAACAAGAGGCCUGGCAUUUGGAUAUCGAGUGAUGAUUACAUGAGACUCCACAUGUGUGUACAAGCAUUGUGCAAUCCACCAGAACCCGGCAUAGUUGAAGCUGCUCCUGACUUGUAUUCAUUGGCCAAUGGUAACAUCAAUGCUCCGUCAACAUCUCGAGAUUGUAUUCGAAUACCUCCAGAAGAAACCCCUCUUGUUACCAUCGACGUUUUGAACAGUAAAGGAUAUUAA
This is a messenger RNA of Diabrotica balteata, 2910 nucleotides long. The record is from the annotation of a GenBank genome assembly. Lineage: Eukaryota; Metazoa; Arthropoda; Insecta; Coleoptera; Chrysomelidae.